ACCAAGGAAACGUAAACAAAUAUAUAAAACAGUGUAAACAAAGACGGACCGAAUGCAGCUAUUUCGACGUGAUACGAUACAUUUCGCGUAGAAUCAACGAAAUUUGGUCGAUUUUUUAAUUCACACAUAGUAAUACAGAAUAUCAUCGGCUUAGUGGGCUACACGGACGGGAGGUGAGACGUUGGCGCAUGCGCGGUGUUACUUUGAGCCAUAUUGGAAUGAGGUCGUGAACGACUGCGUGAGGCGGAAAAAAAGACAAAAAUUGACGUGGAAAAACUCCCAAAAGAGGCUGUAAGGUCGGGUUCCAGAAUGAGCCAAGAUGCACAGGAGUCUGAUGCGGACUCUGGUCAGGACAUGUCAGAGUUUAACUGGGACGAUUAUCUGGAGGAGACGGGGGCCGUGCCCCAUCAUGCCUUUAAACACAUGGAUCAAGGACUGCAGACGGGUCUGACCCCUGGCAUGAAGCUGGAGGUUCCUGUGCGGGGUGACCCCAACAACGCCUACUGGGUUUCAACCAUCAUUACCACCUGCGGCCAGCUUCUGCUGUUGCGUUACGACGGCUACGGCGACGACCGCCGUGCCGACUUCUGGUGUGACAUCAUGGCCGCUAACCUGCACCCCAUCGGCUGGAGCAAGCAGCAGGGUCGACCCAUGAGGCCCCCUGAGGGUGUGAGAGAAAAACAUGAGGACUGGGAGUCCCUGCUGGAGAGAUCUCUAUCUGAAUCCUGCAGUGCUCCUGCCAGUCUGCUGGAAGGGGCCCAGCGUGGAUGUAACCCGGUAGACCUGCUCAGUCCAGGGCUCAGUGUGGAGCUGAUGGAUACUGAGGACGCCGGAGUGGCGUGGGGUGCCGUAAUCGAGGACAAUGUUGGGGGCCGCUUACGUCUCCGUUACACUGGCACAGAGGGGCUUCCUGACACACAUUCUGUUAUUUGGAUAUUUUACCUGAACCACCGACUCCACCUGCCCGGCUGGGCCAAAGAGCACAGCUGUGUCGUCAGACCCCCAUCAGCUUUACUUUCGUUACGCACAGAGGAGGAAUGGGCAGAAGUGAAGCAGAUCAUCUCCAACCACCCCGAGGACUCGAGUAUUAAUGAUGAGUUUUAUAAGGAUCGUCCAUCCGUCAUGCCACACAACUUUACUGAGGGGAUGAAGCUGGAGGCCGUGGAUCCAUCUGCACCUUUUACCAUUAGUCCUGCCACUGUAACCAAGGUUUUUAAUAAUCAGUUCUUCCUGGUGAGGACGGACGAUUUGAGAGAGGAAGUGGUGAAAGAUGGAAGAAGUCGAGUGUUUGUGUGUCAUAGGGACAGUCCAGGAAUCUUCCCCGCCCAGUGGAGUCUGAAAAACGGUGUUAAACUAAACCCACCACCAGGAUACGAAGGGCAGGAUUUUGACUGGGCUGAUUAUCUGAAACAGUGUGAAGCAGAACCGGCGCCUCAGCACUGCUUCCCCUCUGAUCCAUCUGAUCAGUGCUUUAAGGAAUCUAUGAUGUUGGAGGCCGUGAACCCACUCAGUCCUGAAAAUAUUCACGUGGCGACAGUCACCAAGGUCAAAGAGCAACAUAUCUGGAUUCGACUGGAAGGAGUGAAGCAGCCUGUUCCAGAAAUCAUUAGUCAUAUAGACUCCAUGGAUAUCUUCCCUGUCAGCUGGUGUGAAACCAAUGGCUACCCACUCCAGUACCCCCUUAAACCUAAAGUCGAAAAGCAGAAGAAAAUAGCAGUGGUUCAACCAGAACGACACCGAGUGCCUUCUAAAGACUCGUCCCCAGACGCCCUCAGACAGGCUCCGAGCAGCCAGACAGAGACCAGUCAGACCAAUGGAAAAUACAUCUGCCCCAAGAUUUAUUUCAACCACCGGUGCUUUUCCGGGCCGUACCUUAACAAGGGUCGCAUCGCUGAGCUCCCUCAGUGUGUGGGUCCGGGGAACUGCGUCCUUGUCCUAAAGGAGGUCCUGACGCUGCUGAUUAACUCGGCCUACAAGCCCAGCCGUGUGCUCCGCGAGCUCCAGCUGGACCAGGAGGGACGCUGGCAAGGUCAUGGAGAGACACUUAAGGCCAAAUACAAAGGGAAGAGCUACAGAGCAACAGUGGAGAUCGUUCGUACUGCGGAUCGUGUGGCCGAGUUCUGUAGAAAGACCUGUAUUAAACUGGAGUGCUGUCCCAACUUGUUCGGCCCACACAUGGUUCUCGAUCGGUGCUCUGAGAACUGUUCUGUCCUCACCAAAACAAAAUACACCUAUUACUAUGGAAAAAAGAAAAGCAGGCGUGUGGGUCGCCCCCCGGGGGGCCACUCCAACCUGGAGGGGGGUGUGAAAAGACGAGGCAGGAGAAAGAAGAGGAGAAAGCAGCUCUUUGUUCAUAAGAAGAGACGCUCCUCUGCAUCUGUGGAUAACACACCUGCUGGAUCUCCUCAGGGAAGUGGUGAGGAGGAAGACCUGGAUGAAGAUGACUCUCUGAGCGACGACAGUGGAUCUGAGCAGGACGAGUUGAUGGACGAUUCGGAAUACUCCGAAAAGAAAUCACAACCUCCGACUCCUUCGCCCUCUCCCCCUGAAACCCCCCGGCCCACCCGACGGCGCCGUAAAGCUCGCUCUCCUUCAUACUCCGACGAUGAGAACAGACCUCCAUCACCCAAGAGUCCCUUUGCUGAAGCUCCUCAGAAGCUGUGUUUGGACAGCAGUCCGUUGGAGUGGAGCGUUACAGACGUGGUGCGUUUCAUCAGGACCACCGACUGUGCUCCACUCGCACGCAUCUUCAUGGACCAGGAGAUUGAUGGCCAGGCUCUGCUGCUGCUGAACUUGCCCACAGUGCAGGAGUGCAUGGACCUUAAACUCGGCCCCGCUAUUAAACUGUGCCAUCAUAUUGAAAGGGUCAAACUGGCAUUUUACCAGCAGUUUGCCAGCUAAGUGCAGCAGGAGGGCAGAGAGGAGAAUGAUGAUGAUGUUUGCUGGAAGGAUUUAAUUUCUCGUUGUGUUUGUUCCUUUCUAGGUUUCUGCAGUGCUUUUCUUUGGAGUUUUGUUUGUGUGAUAGAAAUAAGCUACUGAAAGGGUGGGUGGCGGGUUGUGUACUGAAAAAUCAGCUGUGUUUGACAAAGAGCUCUGUAAUCAGACUGAACGUUGUCCUGCACUAUAGAGGAACGUCAGAGUCAAUAUAGGAGUUAAUCGUGGUCAGCAGAAACUAGCCCGUCUGUUUUCCAUAAGACUCAAAUAAGCUGUGCGUUAAAAAAAAACCUUUACUAAUCGUAGAGCGUUGACAAUGCAAGGAUCUUAAGCACAAAGACCAAUUGCCCGUGUACUCUAAGUGGUAUGCAAACGUGUACAUAUAACUCUGCUGUAUAUAAGUGUAAAUAUCAGAAAUUCCCUUUAGAGGGACCUAACGUCCCAGUUCCUGUUUGGUUUUCUACGACAUUUAAGGCUGCAUGUAAACAGGAACAUUAUAAUUCAGGCAUGUUUUUGCCUGUUUGGUUUUGCAGUGGGAUUUUGUAUAGAAGCUAAUAGCACUGUUUUGUUUAAGCAGAGAGGUGUUGCUGGAUAAGAAUAAUGUAAUAUAGUGGAUAACAAUGUUAAUGUGUUUCUCGUUGUGGUUAGGAUUUAAGCACACAAAUAUUUCAGGUAAUUGUAUGAAACAUUUUCAGAUUUCAGGGUCUGUUUAAUUCUAGUCUCACCGGACCAGAUUUUAUCUCCACCCAAUUAAAAGAUAUAAAGAAUCUUGUAAGGGGUUUUGGAUUAGAUGUGGGUGGGAACAAAAUCAUAACAAGGUGGAACAAAAUCCAGUGGAUUUCAGAAGCAAAACCCUGCUCAAACGGAGCUCAGGAAAUUGGCAGCAGUUAAUAUGGGCUGCGUUCCAAAGAACCUCUUAGUUUACUAAAUUGUAUGUAUGAUUAGCGCAAACCAAUAGUAUAAUUACACACUAUGUAGCACAGAGUAUUCUGUUUGGGAUUCAGUGUAAACUGUCUGCUUUACAUAGUGGAUUUUAAAUGUAUAUGGCUAAAAAUCACCAUAAGACACCAAUCUGAGAGCUAAGUGGUGAGAAUAAGCAUAUUUAAAAAUAAACUGUGAGAACUAAAUCAAACAGUAAGUCUAUUUCUAAAACCCUCAUUUUAAAAAUGUCAUUUUUUUUAAGCUGAAGAUGCUGUUUUUCUUACUGUCGUUGAUGAAACUCCUCUGGCAGACUUCCCCCGACGGAGAACUUGUUAGAGAUCUCAGCUGGUCUUGUGAGACUAGUUCAAUUCUAAAAGACUGAAGUAUGCAAGCUUCUGAUUGGUUUACUUAUACAAAGCUGUGGCUUCAAAUAUGGUUCGCUCCUAUGGACUGUACGUAGUUCUAUCAGUACUAAUGCAAAGCUCAUCUUCAUUCAUUUACCCUCCAUUUACAACGUACUUCUUACUGGCACCGUUUGUGCUGAGACUUGUUUUUCAGGCCUGUUAUAUACAUGUCAUCUUCCAUUUUGUUCAAUUCCAGUUUGAUCAAAACAUUAAGUCAAAUGUUAAUUUUAUCUUUAAAUGUAUAUGUUUGUGAAAUGUUAUUUAAAUGAAAAUAAACUAAACUGGAUCAAAUGCCUCUUAAA
This is a messenger RNA of Trichomycterus rosablanca, 4561 nucleotides long. RefSeq names its product Scm like with four mbt domains 1 (gene sfmbt1). Lineage: Eukaryota; Metazoa; Chordata; Actinopteri; Siluriformes; Trichomycteridae. Gene Ontology annotation, cellular component: nucleus. Gene Ontology annotation, biological process: negative regulation of DNA-templated transcription. The transcript has 21 exons. Bases 310 to 2901 code for a protein of 863 amino acids. Gene Ontology annotation, molecular function: chromatin binding; histone binding; transcription corepressor activity. The record is from RefSeq and is a predicted model, not a curated record.